AUGCGGAAAUCGAUUAGUUUUGUCUGUGCAGCUGCUUCAGUCUGGCUUCGCGCGGUUAAGGGAAGGAGCUAUCCGACAUUUUUUUUUUAUCUUAUUUAUACAAACUGCUCAUCGUGGCAAGAGUCUGUUCUUGUCAUUUUGGGCGGGCGUCAGCAGUGUACGGUAUGUAACAUUUUUCUUUCUCAUUUCUUUGCCUAUUUUCUUUCUUUCUUUUUUCUUUCUCAUUCCUUUUCCUUUUUCUUUCGUCUUCCUUCUUUAUUUCGUUCAUUUUUCUUUCUUUCUUUCUUUCUUUCUUUCUUUCUUUCUUUUUUUUUUUCUUUCAUUUUUCUUUCUUUUUAUUUUUCUUUCUUUUCUUUCCUUUUUCUUUUUUUCCUCCAUGUUUCCGUUUUGUUUUUCUUUCUUUUUCUUUCUUUUUCAUUUCUCUAUCUCUCUUUUUCUAUUUUUUUUUUCUUAUUAGCAGUGGUGAAGAGUGGAAAACAGUCAACACUUUUUCUUUCCUUUUUUUCUCAUUCAUUUUUUUCUUUUUCCUUUCUUUUUUCUUUUUCAUUCUUUUUCUUUUUUCUUUCUUCUUUCAUUUUUAUUUCUUUUUCUUUUUUUUCAUUUUCUUUUUUCUUUUUCAUUCUUUUUCCUUUUUUUUCUCCCUUUUUUAUUUCGUUCCUGUUACUUUCAUUUUUCUUUCUGGUUUCUUUUUUCAUUUUUUCUUUCUUUUUCCUUUUCUUUCUUUUUUCUUUCUUCUUUCAUUUUUAUUUCUUUUUCUUCUUUUUCAUUUUAUUUUUUCUUUCUUUUUCUUUCUUUUUCUUUCUUUUUUCUUUCUCAUUCUUCUUUUUCCUUUUUUUCUCCCUUUUUUAUUUCGUUCCAGUUACUUUCAUUUUUCUUUCUUUUUCUUUUUCAUUUAUUUUCUUUUUUCUUUCUUUUUCCUUUUCUUUCUUUUUUUCUUUUUUCUUUGUCCUUCUUUUUUCUUUCUUCCUCCUUUUUAAUUUCGUUCCAUCUACUUUCAUUUUUAUUUCUUUUUCUUCUUUUUCAUUUUAUUUUUUCUUUCUUUUUCCUUUUCUUUCUUUUUCUUUCUUUUUUCUUUCUUAUUCUUCUUUUUCCUUUUUUAUCUUCCUUUUUUAUUUCGUUCCAGUUACUUUCAUUUUUCUUUCUUUUUCCUUUUCUUUCUUUUUUCUUUCUUUCUUUCUUUCUUUAUUUUUAGCAGUGAUGAAAAGAGUGGAAAGCAUUGUUAACAUUGAAGACAUUUUUCAUCCUUUAAUAGGCGCGGAUCUAUAA
Messenger RNA from Acanthosepion pharaonis, 1266 nucleotides. The record is from the annotation of a GenBank genome assembly. NCBI's taxonomy places the organism in Eukaryota, Metazoa, Mollusca, Cephalopoda, Sepiida, Sepiidae.